GAAGGUAGUGGUUGUCCUUCUGCUGCUUCUGCUGUUCUUUCCAGUGAACCUGUUGGUGGUGUAGAUGGUCGACCAGGUAUUACUGAUUCACAUUGUACUACUAGCGGUACUGCACCUGAAGAUUGUGUAGAUUGUUCUCAGAGAGGGCAAUGCACUACUAAUGCCCGUGGGACUGAAGGUAUUUGUUCUUCUAGUGAUUCUUCUUGUCAACCAAAGGCACAGGAACCACUUCUAACUCCACAAGCAGAACAUGAGCUGAACGCUGUACAAACUGAUCACAACCCUCAAGGUCAACUCGGUGAAAACAGUGAUAGAGGUGUUGGUCCUCUUGGUCCUCCUUCGGCUCCUGCACCUGCUCCUGCUCAGGGUAGUGUUGAUCCAACAGGUACAAAUAAUGUGAAGGGAGGAGUCGUUGGUGCCCCUGCUGAGCAAGUAACUCCGGAAAAACAAGUUGAAGGAGAUUCUAAUGGUGGUGCUGCUGGUAGUGCUGAUCUCCCUGCAAGUGAACCUGAACAUGGAAGCGGUGAACAAAGAACAACAGGUGAAAGUGCAGGUAAAGCGGAAGGUGAAGAAGAAGAACCUUCUCAUUCUUCCGACAAUUCAAACCAA
Molecule: messenger RNA, 609 nt
Organism: Trypanosoma theileri
Lineage: Eukaryota; Euglenozoa; Kinetoplastea; Trypanosomatida; Trypanosomatidae
Exons: 1
Source: RefSeq, a predicted model, not a curated record